UUCAAGAAUUGGAUGAUUGCGUUAUGUGGUUGUGAACAUUGUAGAGGAAAGGUGAUGCUAAAAAAACAAAUUCUAAAAGAAAUGGUAAACGAUAUUCAAGUCAUCCGUAUGGUCGUCAACAAGAUAGAAGGCGACUUGAAAAUUGUAAUGGUAAAAAAAAAUCCUAAAAGAGAUCCUACACAAUAUUCAAAUCAUCAACAUGAUAGAAGGCGACUUGAAAAUUGUAGGUUUUAAUUAAUGUUAAGUUGAAAAUAAUUUAUCUAAUAAAAUUGUAUUUUCAGAUAAUAUGGAUGCUCUGAUAAAAUUUUUUAAAAGUCAGCAAGACAGCCAUGUCAGGCUGUUGGAGUACCAGGCCCGCCUCCUUAUGGAAUGUAUGAG
This is a messenger RNA of Acanthoscelides obtectus, 378 nucleotides long. The record is from the annotation of a GenBank genome assembly. NCBI's taxonomy places the organism in Eukaryota, Metazoa, Arthropoda, Insecta, Coleoptera, Chrysomelidae.